Molecule: messenger RNA, 1692 nt
Organism: Mesorhabditis spiculigera
Lineage: Eukaryota; Metazoa; Nematoda; Chromadorea; Rhabditida; Rhabditidae
Source: the annotation of a GenBank genome assembly
AUGGACAACGACGCGCAAAAGCCGAAGCCCUACAAGCGGGCCACCGAGCAACGCGUCUUUGUCAACCGGAGUCUCCGUCUCGAAAAAAUCAAAUUCUUCGGGUUUGACAUGGACUAUACGCUGGCCGAGUACAAAUCCCCGCAAAUGGAGAUCCUGGCCUUCGAGAUGACGCUGGAGAAGCUGACCAAAGUCGGCUACCCCAAGGAUAUUCUAAACUUCAAGUACGAUCCAAUCUUUCCCGUCCGAGGGCUGUGGUUCGAUUAUUUGUAUGGGAACUUGUUAAAGGUCGACGGUUUUGGCAGCAUUCUAAUGGGCAUGCACGGGCUGAGGUUUUUGAAGACACAAGAAAUCGAAGAACUCUACCCGAACAAAUUCAUCCAGCUGUCCGAGUCGCGCAUCUUCGUCCUCAACACCCUCUUCAAUCUGCCCGAGACCCAUUUGAUCGCCCAGCUGAUCGACUACUUUGACAAGCACGCCGACUUCAAGCAGAAUGCGGAAAAAACGGGUAUCCGUGGCGGGGAGAUGAUGAUGUCGUACAAAUCUAUCUUCCAAGACCUCCGAAACGCUGUGGAUUGGGUCCACAUGAAUUCAGCCAUGAAGCGCACAAUCAUGGACGAUCUGGAGAAGUACGUGAAGAAGGACGCCCGUCUGCCCCAAAUGUUGAAGGGAAUGCGGGACAGCGGACGCAAGACGUUCUUGCUGACAAAUUCCGACUACGAGUACACCAAUGCGGUGAUGACGUACUUGCUCGGCGCGGAGUGGACGUCCUUUUUCAAUCUGAACAUUGUAGACGCCAGAAAGCCCAAUUUCUUUGCUGAGGGCACAACUUUCAGAGAGGUAGACCCCGAAACCGGCGCUCUCAAGUUGGGCAGCAACACCGGACCCCUGAAGGAGGGUGUCAUCUAUUCUGGCGGCAGCUGCGAGGCGUUCAGAAAAAUGGUCAAGGCCCGAGGAAAGGAUGUUCUCUACGUCGGGGACCACAUUUUUGGCGAUGUUUUGAGGUCCAAGAAGACGAGAGGCUGGCGCACAUUCUUGAUCGUCCCCGAGCUCGACCAGGAGCUGUCAGUCUGGACUGAGAGGCGACCGCUCUUCGAAGAGCUCGGCGGUCUCGACAACCAGCUCGCCGACAUCUACAAGAAUUUGGACGCAUCCGCGACGGAUAAGCCCGAGAUUCACUCGGUCCUCCAGAGCAUCAGGAAAAUCUGCCACGAGAUGGACCAAGAGUACGGUGUGCUGGGCUCGUUGUUCCGCUCCGGUUCGAGAACGACGUUCUUUGCGUCGCAAGUGAUGAGGUAUGCCGACAUCUACGCGAGCACGUGCCUAAACCUCGUGCACUACCCGAAUUUCUACUUCUUCCGCGCGCCAAUGCAGUUGAUGCCCCACGAAUCGACCGUUGACCACGCAUCUGUGUUGAAGACAGAGAAAGCCGAAAAGUUCCGGCGCCAGGAUUCGAUUGGGCACCAAGUACGCGGCUGGUCAAAGAAGACGGCCACCGAGAACGAGUUUUUCCCGGAGGAGGAGGAGGAAGACGUCAGCAACGAGAGCUCCGAUAUCGAUGAAUUGCAUUCUGCACGACGUGGCAGCCAAAAGUCACCAUCAGCUGAUGUUGAGAAUAAUGUUUGCGACACGGACGUCGUCUCGAUGCCGCCAGCCCAAGUCGACCGCGACCACCUCGUUCGCCAGUCCAGCGAU